CAGGCAGGAGGAGUGUUUUUUCUUGUGAUUUGAUCGCGGGCACAGCCUAAUGUGAGCCAACUGAGUUGUCCCCAAGCACGGCAGCCCGUGGGGACAGCUUUCGGUUUGGACUGGUAAAAAUGACUGAUGGCAAGGAGGACCCUGCUGUGUUCACCACCACUUAUUUGCCCUCAGACCAGCGUCUUCUUGCUACGGUGACCAAUGCGUACCUCGGCACCCGUGUGUACCGUGACAUCCUCCAUGUCAACGGGGUGUACAACGGAGCGGUGGGCGACACGCACCGUGCUGACGUCCCCAGCCCCCUCAGUGUGAGAAUGACUGUGCCUGGUGCGAACAGCCUGGCUGAGACCUUCACCCUGAACACCCAGACGGGAACCUUCAGCCAUGUGCUUCAGUCAACCAAUUAUACAGCCACCCAUCAAAUCUACGCUCACCAUUCCCUUGUUCACCUGAUGGCCUUCAGCAUCACCAUCCAGCGGUCAGCUCACACCGGCCAACCCAUCACGGUGCAGCUCCGGACUCCUUUUGUGCCAGAGAGCCAGGACUUGGACCUGUACCAAGGACCGGACUUCCAGGGAGCACACUAUGUCUAUGGGACAACGCUGGUUCCUGAGGUAGAGGGGGGACCCCGGCCCACUGUUCACAUGCUCUGGACUCCUGUGCCACAAGCCCUGACCUUGUGUGGGGAGGAGUGGGAGCAGUCCUGGGAGUUCCUGACAGCUGUGGCUGAAAGCGAAGAGGAGGUGAAGAGGAGCUACAGCGAGGGGCUGGCCCUCAUUGCCUCUGGCUCCCUGCAUUCCUCCCACACCCGCGCCUGGGACGCGCUGUGGCGAGGGUGCUGCAUCGACCUGGAUGGCCCUCUGCCUCUAAGACAGGCCCUCUACGGGUGUCUAUAUUACCUGCUGAGCGCCAUCCCUCCCCGGGACAACCCGGGUUUCCUAUUCCACGGCAUCAGCCCUGGUGGCUUGUCCAACGGCACCCGGCGUGAGGACUACUGGGGGCACGUCUUCUGGGACCAGGACACCUGGGUGUUCCCGAACAUCCUGCUGUUUUACCCUGAGGCUGCCCGAGCCAUUCUGGAGUACCGAAUUCGCAUGUUGGAAGGAGCCUUACGCAACGCAGAGGAGCAAGGCUACAAGCAGGGUGCUAAGUUCCCAUGGGAGAGUGCAGCCACUGGCCAGGAGGUCUGUCCUGAGGACAUCUAUGGAGCCCAAGAAAUUCACAUCACUGGGGAUGUUUUGAUGGCCUUUGAGCAGUAUUACUACACCACACAGGACCAGAAGUUGUUCAGGGAGGAUGGAGGAUGGAAGCUGGUGGGGGCCGUGGCUCAGUACUGGUGCAGCAGGAUGGUGUGGAGCGAGGAGGAGCAAUGCUACCACAUCAGAGGUGUCAUGCCCCCAGAUGAAUAUCACUACCAGGUUGAUAACUCUGCUUACACCAAUGCCUUGGCCCAGCGGAGCUUACGUUUUGCAGCUGACAUUGCUCAAGACCUCUUGAUCCCUGUGCCAGAGGAGUGGGUGGAAUGUGCCAACAAAGUCAAAGUGCCUUUUGAUAUGGAGAAGAACUAUCAUCCUGAGUACGAUGGUUACAGCCCAGGUGAGCGUGUGAAACAAGCUGAUGUUGUCUUGCUUGGAUUCCCUCUGAUGCACCCCAUGAGCCCUGAGGUCCGGAGGAAUGAUCUGGAGAUAUAUGAACCUGUCACUGAGCUGAAUGGGCCAGCCAUGACCUGGAGCAUGUUUGCGGUGGGCUGGCUGGAGCUGAAGGAGAUGCAGAGAGCACAGAGCCAACUGAACAAGUGUUUCAGCAACAUCACAGAGCCCUUCAAGAUCUGGGUGGAGAAUUCAGAUGGAUCUGGAGCUGUGAACUUCUUGACAGGAAUGGGUGGAUUCUUGCAAGCUGUCCUCUUUGGUUACACAGGGUUCAGGAUCACAAAGACCAGCCUUCUCUUCAACCCCUCGUGUCCUGAUGACGUCCACAAGUUGAAAGUCACCGGUGUCUCCUACUUGGGGAACAAACUGAAGUUCACCAUCACCAAGGAAGAGAUCAGGAUUAAAGUGACUGAAUCUCCCCUUGACCCUCCCGCUCUGCCCCUGGAGGCAGUGCUGGAGGAGUCAGGGCAGCGGUUUCCCCUGGGUGAAGGGCAGAGCAUCUCGUUCCCCACGGCAGCUGGAUGGAUUCAGAGGUCACCCACCAAGGCGCAUUAAAACCUGGCUGAGCUGGGUUUUGCAUGAUGGAGACUAAAAUCUUGAAGUGCAGAUGUCAGAGGAAGAAGCAUGGGGCACCCUUGCGGUGUUCUGGCCUGUGCCAUAAAACUUUUGCCCCCGUGGGACUGUGUAUGC
Messenger RNA from Cygnus atratus (black swan), 2339 nucleotides. It is a transcript of the gene PGGHG, whose product is annotated as protein-glucosylgalactosylhydroxylysine glucosidase. The record is from RefSeq and is a predicted model, not a curated record. Gene Ontology annotation, molecular function: catalytic activity. Gene Ontology annotation, biological process: carbohydrate metabolic process. Lineage: Eukaryota; Metazoa; Chordata; Aves; Anseriformes; Anatidae. The transcript is spliced from 14 exons. The coding region runs from base 120 to 2204 and encodes 694 amino acids.